Colletotrichum truncatum is the source of this 1182-nucleotide messenger RNA. RefSeq names its product C6 finger domain-containing protein. Gene Ontology annotation, biological process: regulation of transcription by RNA polymerase II. Gene Ontology annotation, molecular function: DNA-binding transcription factor activity, RNA polymerase II-specific. NCBI's taxonomy places the organism in Eukaryota, Fungi, Ascomycota, Sordariomycetes, Glomerellales, Glomerellaceae. The record is from RefSeq and is a predicted model, not a curated record.
AUGCAUUGCGACUUUGCUCCUCCUCCCCUGAACAUGCCCGCCCAGUCCCCGACCGCAUUGUCACCUCCGACUCCGACACCGAAGAGACGGGGCCGUCCACGUAAGAAUUGGGACGCGCUUCAUAAGCUCCCGACGCCGACCGGCUCGGACCCUGAAUCCGCCCGAACACCGCGCACCCCCGCCGCCGUAACCGCGACGAUCGAGCAGCCCCAGUUCCCGCUGUUGAAUCCUGACGAUCUCGAGCUGCUACACCAUUACAUGUGCCAUACGGCUAUCACGUUGGGCGAUUCGCGUGUGUGGCGAGAGCAUGUCCCACGACUCGGCUUUCAACACAACUAUGUUCUGCACAUGGUCCUGGCGAUAUCGGCGCAGCAUCUUGCAAGGCUGCGCCCAAGCCAGGCGAGCCGUUACGAAAGCUUGGCCGAACAGCACUCAACGAGUGCUUUGCCAGCUGUAACCAACAUCAUCCCAUGCCUGAGCAAGGAUAACUGUCAGGCCUUAUACCAUACCACAGUCCUAGUCUGCCUGUCAACAUUCGCGAAGAAGCCUACGCCAGGGCAUCUCCUUGUAGUUGCUGAGAACGACGAGGUGCCUUGGUGGGCGCUGCUUCGGGGCGUCCGCUUUGUCGUCCAGACAAUGGGGAUCCAUACCAUUAUAGCCGGAUGGGAAGAUGACGGCGUCACCUUCGAAGAUACUUGGACCCAGUGUCCUCCGUUACCCACCCCCGUGCAUAAGAUGGUGUACUGGGAGAAGCAUUUUGAAGAGCUGGCCGACCUUGUCGCCACCUCUCCGGAGAAUGACCGGGAAAUGUACACGAAACUACUCGCGUCUUUAGAGUCCUGUUUCAAGAGAACGUUCGGGACGGCCGAGGAGCCCAUACCACACAUUCAAGGGAAGCUUGAAAUCGUAAUGAGCUGGCUCUACAACAUGGAGGAUGAAUUUGUGGAACGCCUCAAGCAGAGACAUGUACUACCCAUCAUCUUGUUGGCACACUUCAACGUCCUCGUUCAGACGUUGGAACAUUUCUGGUUCAUGCAAGGGUGGUCAGAACACCUCAUGACCGGUUUGUUUCAAGCCCUUGACUCCCAGUAUGCCCACUGGCUUCAAUGGCCGGCAGAGCAGAUUAAACGCUCGAGCUCCAUGGACGGUGGGGUAUUGUCAGUCAAGAACAUCAUUGAUUGA